This is a messenger RNA of Talaromyces amestolkiae, 1149 nucleotides long. RefSeq lists its product as uncharacterized. NCBI's taxonomy places the organism in Eukaryota, Fungi, Ascomycota, Eurotiomycetes, Eurotiales, Trichocomaceae. Gene Ontology annotation, cellular component: SNARE complex; endoplasmic reticulum. Bases 1 to 1149 code for a protein of 382 amino acids. Gene Ontology annotation, biological process: retrograde vesicle-mediated transport, Golgi to endoplasmic reticulum. The transcript is spliced from 3 exons. The record is from RefSeq and is a predicted model, not a curated record. Gene Ontology annotation, molecular function: SNAP receptor activity.
AUGUCAMCCCUCCACAUCCUCCAAUCCCGCCUCAAACAAACCUCCAACGCCCUCAACGAAACGAAACCACUAAUCGACCGCCUGCGAAACUUUACGCAUGCAAUUGGCCAAGGAGACGAAGCGCGUCUCGAACUAGGCGCUGAGAUACACUCACGACUGAAGAAUGUGGAAGAUGAAAUGGAGAUCUUGAGUGUGGAGGUUGAAGGGUUGGACGUUUCGGGUGGGCAGACGAGUAAGAGGAAGAUGACGGGUGAUAUUAGUAUAGGGGAGAAGGAAGCGGAAAGAAAAAGGAUUAUUGGGAUUGCGGAAAGGUUGAAUGGGGAUUUGAGGAGAACGAGAACGGACUUCCGAACGGCACGACUCCAGGMAAAUCGCAAUGCAGAAGCUGCUCGCAGGAAGGAACGAGAAUUGCUAUUUGCGCGACCCAGCGAAAGAGCCGAGACAUCCAAGGGGGCCAAUAAAUUCACACAGAAUGAUGUUGUGGUGAAUGCGUCGAGUGAUGUUACGGCAGCCCUGAGGAGGACACACGAACUUAUGCAAGCGGAGCUUUCGCGAAGUCAGUUUGCGCAAGAAACUCUUGAACAAUCAACCGCCGCACUCUCCUCCCUCUCUGAAUCUUACACCAACCUCGAUACCGUUCUUUCCUCCACCCGAAAUCUCGUCAGCUCACUCUUACGGUCCCAGAAAUCGGAUACGUGGUACCUCGAGACAUCCUUCUAUCUUCUCAUCGGCACAAUCGUGUGGCUCGUCUUUAGGAGGAUACUUUACGGCCCUAUGUGGUGGCUUGCAUGGAUGCCGCUUAAGAUGCUUUAUAAUCUUGUUGCUUCCGUCAUCGGACUGGCAACCAUAUCCGGGUCGGUGGCUACGACGACGAGUGCUGUUGGGACCGGUGGUACGAAAGUUGUAGAUAUACCAGCGGGUACUGACGCAGCGACUGUAGUAAUCGAUGGAGAAGAAGUGCCGGUAAUGAAGACUUAUGAACAAAUAUCAGAUGAGAUGAAGGAUGAAGACAGUGUGCUGGAUAAGAUCAAGCAGAUGGUCAAUGGUGAUCAGUCAGAUACGCAGAACGAAGCGGAGGAAUACGAUGGUCCGCGAAAUCCGAAGAAGAGGAUGUGGGAAGAGCCUGUGGAACAACAUGACGAGCUGUAG